AUGGAGUAUGACAAUGCUUACAACUACUCCAACAAUUACAACGAUGAGUACCCUGAUGGCUUUGACCCCAUUAUGGAUUUGGAGGAGGUGGAUCCACUGGAGGCCAAGGUGGCCCGAGUCUUCCUGGUGGUGAUCUACAGCCUGGUGUGCUUCCUUGGGAUCCUAGGCAAUGGCCUGGUGAUCAUCAUUGCCACAUUCAAGAUGAAGAGGACAGUAAACACCGUGUGGUUCAUCAACCUGGCAGUGGCUGACUUCCUGUUCAAUAUCUUUCUGCCGAUCCACAUCACCUACGCCGCCAUGGACUACCACUGGGUGUUCGGGAAGGCCGUGUGUAAGAUCAGUAGCUUUUUGCUCAGUUACAACAUGUACACCAGCGUCUUCCUGCUGACUGUCAUCAGCUUUGACCGCUGCAUCUCUGUGGUGCUUCCUGUCUGGUCCCAGAACCACCGCAGUGUCCGGCUGGCCUACAUAACCUGUGUGGUGGUCUGGGUCUUGGCUUUCUUCUUGAGUUCCCCAUCUCUUGUCUUCCGGGACACGAACGAUGCCAAUGGGAAAAUAACCUGCUUCAACAACUUCAGCUUGUCUGCCGCUGAGUCCUUGCUACACUCCACUCACUCGAGAGGGGAUCCUGUAGGGUUCAGUAGACACAUGGUGGUCACCAUCACCCGCUUCCUUUGUGGCUUCCUGAUCCCUGUCAUUAUCAUCACUGCCUGUUACCUCACCAUCGUCUUCAAGCUGCAGCGCAACCGACUGGCCAAGACCAAGAAGCCUUUCAAGAUCAUCAUCACCAUCAUCGUCACCUUCUUUCUGUGCUGGUGCCCCUACCACACACUCUACCUGCUGGAGCUCCACCACAUGGCUGUGCCGGGCUCUGUCUUCAGCCUGGGAUUGCCUCUGGCCACUGCCAUUGCCAUCGCCAAUAGCUGCAUGAAUCCCAUUUUAUAUGUCUUCAUGGGCCAUGACUUCAAGAAAUUCAAGGUGGCUCUUUUCUCCCGCUUGGUCAAUGCUCUGAGUGAGGACACAGGGCCCUCUUCUUACCCCAGUCACAGGAGCUUCACCAAGAUGUCAUCAUUGAAUGAGAAGCCUUCGGUGAAUGAGAAGGAGACCAUCUCACUCUGA
Molecule: messenger RNA, 1119 nt
Organism: Cricetulus griseus (Chinese hamster)
Lineage: Eukaryota; Metazoa; Chordata; Mammalia; Rodentia; Cricetidae
Source: RefSeq, a predicted model, not a curated record